Molecule: messenger RNA, 14436 nt
Organism: Solenopsis invicta (red fire ant)
Lineage: Eukaryota; Metazoa; Arthropoda; Insecta; Hymenoptera; Formicidae
Gene: Syt7
Product: synaptotagmin-7
Exons: 9
Coding region: 2238-3404 (388 amino acids)
Biological process (GO): vesicle fusion; cellular response to calcium ion; regulation of calcium ion-dependent exocytosis
Cellular component (GO): axon; synapse; membrane
Molecular function (GO): calcium-dependent phospholipid binding; SNARE binding; phosphatidylserine binding
Source: RefSeq, a predicted model, not a curated record
CGGGGUAGGGAUGGCGGUACGACUUUGGGGGAUUGGAAGCAGCUGAGAGCAGUGCGAGUAGGUCACACCGUCGACCAGAGUGGCAGUCCGCGUUUUGGAGAACGGCACGGUUGUCCCACAGAAGACAGCUCCCCGACCUCCUGUUGUCUUCGACCGGCUCUCGUACCUUUUUCUCAUAUCACCCUCAGAUGCACGAUUAUUCAUUUACGUGCGACAACCGUCCGGGCGGCCCUCUCGCCCGGUAGCGUAAUCUUUUAAAACGGCCGCCCCUAAAACUUACGACCCUCUACCUCGAACGAUUGAGAUUGCCUCUUCUCAAGAGAAAGGAUCGAAUGAUCCUCGAGUGGCCGGAGUGGAUUUAUCAGUCCGAGACACUCGCCCUAGCCGUCACGACGCCGUGCCGAGGGAGAUCGUAGAUCGAUUCGGGGGAGACGCGCAAGAUCUUCAUCUCCCCCGUUUUUUUUUUUUCGACCGUACCGUCGAGAGUGAUGAGAGACAACACUGGUAGCCGAGUCCUCUCCUCUCGCGAUUAGAGAUACGCGCGCGAUAACUGAUGAAACCCGAUGUCCCACGGUACACGGAAACAACGAAGAAAAGUUAAGUGGUGAAAGGAAGGGAAUAGACCAGGCGGGGGAAAGAGAAAGAGAAAGAGAAAAAGACAGAGACAUUCAAUUUGCUUUCUUUGCUGCGGUGCACUGUGCGUUCCAAGUUCCGUCAAGUUUCCCCGAUUUCUUUCUGCCCACGGUGCGCGUAUGUGGCGAGAAGUUACUACCGUAUCCGAAGAGAAAGAGAGGGACUACCGCGAGUGCGGUCGAGCGUGAUGAAACUUGCCGCACUUCGGGCUACAUCGCGAGGGCCACGUAACGAUCGUACUAUGUGAUACAAAUCCUUUUGUUGUCGCCGCGGACGAUCCGGUUGUUAUCGUUAUUGUUGUUGUUGUUGUUGUUCUUGUUGUUGUUGUUGUUGUUCCUCUUGCCGCGUACGUCGAGUUCGCACAUUGCGUUCGCGUUAAUUAACGCGGUUAUCUCCCGCUGCGCGCAUCUCGAUCUUUCAGUGCGUGCGCUCAAGCUCGUGCACUUCCGGUGUACCGGUGAUGCGGGACGGUUCGAUACACGCGCCACGUAUACGGAAACGCGCGCGUGUUUGUUGUGUAUGCGCGCGCGCGCGCGCGUGUGCGUCUAUGUGUGUGUACAUGUGCUUUUCUUUGCGCGCAUUAUAUUCUUACACGCAUGACGGUGUCACGUUCAAGCGUCACUUGCGUAAUCUAGGACAUUAAAGAGCGCCGCGAUUGUGUGAUAAUUUUAACGACCGCCAUUCAAUGAGACGUAACGAGCGAGCCGGCCCAGCCACUUGGAAAUUGGGUUAAAUAGAAUAACUGAACUUCCAAACCAUCGAGUCGAACUUCCGACCUGUAUAGCCUAGCUGCUUGCCGAUGAUGUUUCCUUCGGAAUAGCUCUUUCUCUUAUCUCGUUUAAUAUAUAAACACUCCUACGAGCGGCGGAGAGCGCGUUCGAAUAAAAACGUAGGACCGCGAAGGAGCAGAACGGCAAGAAGGAGGAAGAAAAAGGUAGGAGAACGAAGAAGCGCGAGCGGCGCCCGGCCGAGAACGAAAAGGAUAACAUCGCGAGCUACAAUAAAUGUAGCAGGAGGAAUCGCGCCGAGAAGAGGCCGCCGAUCGAAAAACGAUAAAUCGAGCUUAUUGUUCGCGGAAGGCGGCCUACUCGAUACCGACGCGCGUCGGGAUCGAUAGCGCGUGGCCGUCGAGGGCACAGGAGAGGUGAAUUACCUGCGUCAACGAGAACAUCGAAUCGAUCCAUCGAAGCGAGCCAAGUUCGCGCAACUGCACCUUCCGUCGUUGCACCGUCGUCGUCGUAAAGUUUCUCUUCUUCGUCGCGAGAUACGAGACGGCGGAAGAAAGUUUGUACUUAGGACGCCCGGAGGAGAGUCCGGAAUAGGACGAGCGACGAAGGGAAACGGCGACGGGGGACCGAACCAUGAAACGAGAUGUAUCGACGAGCUGCCAGCGGAUCGGCAACGGGCACGUAGAGUGUGUCGCCAUCGGGAGAUAAAGCGGGCGCGCGCGAGCGAGCGAGGGUACGCGAGCGACCGUUUCCGGCGUUGGGAGAUCUCCCGGAAAAUCGGCGAGGAGGUCGAUCGAAUUCGCGGAACGCUUCGCGCCUCGAGUAUCCUGAGUCCUUUUAGGCGGUGGCGGCGGCGGAGGUGGAGGUAACUCGAAAAUGGAAAUGGCGGCGUCGGCUAUGUUGGACGGCCUGAAAAACAAUCGUAUCGGCAAGCUGGCGCUGUCGCGCUUCUUGUCGCAGAGUCUAGCGCAAUUAGAGACGACCGGUAGUCCCUCUAGCAAAUCUCCAGCAAGUGGUAGCGGCGGCCCCGCGAGCGGUGGAGCAGGAGCAACAGCGGCACCAGGAAGCGGCGCCAGCAAUGCCGGAGGCGCGGAACCCCGUACGCCAACGACCGGGCCGCAGAACAAGCAGCUGCAAAAUGUCAAAGGAGAACACCCCUCGAAAGCGUUUCUACAGAGCAGGUCCAUCUCCUUGGUCGACAUGUACAUCGAUAAUUCGGAACCGAGCGAGAAUGUUGGUCAAAUCCACUUCAGUCUCGAGUACGACUUCCAGAACAGCACGCUCAUUCUGCGCAUCAUACAGGGUAAAGACCUGCCGGCGAAGGACCUGUCGGGUACUUCCGAUCCGUACGUACGUGUGACGCUGCUGCCGGACAAGAAACACCGACUCGAGACAAAAAUCAAAAGGCGCACAUUGAAUCCGAGAUGGAACGAGACGUUCUACUUCGAAGGUUUUCCUAUACAGAAGCUGCAGAGCAGAGUAUUACAUCUACACGUCUUCGACUACGAUCGAUUCUCGAGGGACGACUCCAUAGGGGAAAUGUUUCUGCCGCUUUGCCAGGUCGAUCUAUCCGAGAAACCAUCGUUUUGGAAGGCUCUUAAGCCGCCGGCUAAAGAUAAAUGCGGAGAACUCUUGUGCUCGCUGUGCUAUCAUCCAAGUAAUUCCAUAUUGACGUUAACUCUCUUAAAGGCGAGGAAUCUGAAAGCUAAGGAUAUCAACGGAAAGUCAGAUCCGUAUGUCAAAGUGUGGCUACAGUUUGGCGACAAGAGGAUCGAGAAACGCAAGACUCCUAUUUUUAAAUGCACCUUAAAUCCAGUAUUUAACGAGGUAUUCUCCUUUAAUGUACCGUGGGAGAAGAUCAGGGAAUGCUCUUUGGAUGUAAUGGUAAUGGAUUUCGACAACAUUGGACGAAAUGAAUUGAUCGGCCGAAUUCAGCUCGCAGGAAAAAAUGGAAGUGGCGCGAGCGAAACGAAACAUUGGCAGGACAUGAUUACAAAGCCGAGGCAGACCAUUGUGCAGUGGCAUCGCUUGAAGCCCGAGUAAAGGACACGCUCACCUUGAUCGACGACAAAUGAUAUUCUGUCGGGCGGGUUCCCUCCCCUCACCCUUCCCCCUGAGGCGCGUCGCUCGUCAAAGUUACGUUAACGAGACAACUCUUUUUUUUUUCCUCCUCUUUUGCUCGAUAUUCUCCACCCGCAACCGAUCUCAACGAGAGAGAGAAAGAGAGAGAGAGAGAGAGAGAGAGAGAGAGAGAGAGAGAGAGAGAGAGAGAGAGAGAGAGAGAGAGAGAGAGAAAGAGAGUACCGUAUCCUUCGACGACUGUACAAUAUCCUCGGCAUCGCGCGAUGCGAUGCUCUUAGCGACGCUGGUCGUCGGGGAGCAGUGCCGAUCACGUGUUACAUUGCGAUUAGAGAUCCAAGGCGUUAUUCUCGUUAUCGCCCCGUUGUUGAGCUGUCGUCGCGUACUAACGAGCAACGACCGGCGAUGAAUCGUCGUUGUCGUUCGUACGACGGCGAACCUUUAAUCUGUCAGAUGUUUCGGGCGUGCGAGCGAGCGUUCUGAACGCGUUGUUCGAUACGAUCGACUGGCCUCGGGCAUUAAGCCCAAAUCACACUAGCGAUUGACAAUUGCGAUUGACGAUUACUUUUUAAACCAAUCAGAGCAAAAUAGUCGGUGGCUGCUUUGCUCUAAUUGGUUGAAAAGUAAUCGCUAAUCGUCAAUCGCAAUCGUCAAUCGCUAGGUGUGAUUUGGACUUUAGGCGAUAAGAACGACGAGAUCCGUUGAGACCUUGCAGAAAUUAAUAGUUCAAGAGAAGGGACAGCAAAACGGACGGCUACGAAGGAGACUCAGUCUUCCGUCGUAGCGAAAUCGGACAGCCUCAUCGGGCAUGCCGAGUGCGCCGGUUCCUCUCUUAUCUUCACCCUCUUCUCCCUCCCAGCCCAUCCUCUUCUCCGUGUCCACCUCGUUGCCGCCCGGUGCGGCGUUUAACGACACAGGGUCUAACGAAAUUGUAUCGCGAGGUAAAGUCGGUUGUUCUCACUUUAGAAGCGAGCAAUCCGAGCGUAUUUCCCACACAGACCUCCUAAAGGGACGUCCCAAAGACGUUCAGAGGACGCACUAAGAAUGUUCAUACGCCCUAAGGACGUUCCUAGAACGUCUCUCGGACAAAGCGUGUGCCGUGUGGGUGAUUGCUCGUCGGUUUCGCGCGAACGUCCGCGAUGGACGUUUAACGUCUUCAGUCGCAUUUAAAUGUCUCGCGGCUGUUUCGCGAGGCUUUUGUACACCGUUUGAGUCUGCGCUCGAGAUCACGUCGGAACUGCAGACAUUAAAAUCAAAGGGGCAAGUAAACGGAUGAGAUACGUGUUGCGUUCUUCCGCAAAAGGGGAGCGAUACUUUUACGGAUGGAAAUUUGCGGUGGAUAACUCGAUCUUGUUGAAACUUGUGGAUCAAAGAUCCGCGUGCAGCAUGAAAUUUCGCUACCGCAAUGAUCGAUUCGAGAUUAAAAAGAGUGAUAAAACGAUCGACACGUUACGCAUGGCUUUUUCCUUUACUUGCCCCCUGUCUAACUGGCGUCAAAUUAUCUCGCGUCAAGAGGAUGGAACCUGAACUGUAAAGCCAAUAAGCUUUCUUAAACAAUGAAUAAUACUUCAGCGUAAUGGCGCAACGUUACAAAUUUGCAUUUCAAGACGUUUGUAUUAAACGUUAUCAAUAUGCAUUAAGAUGUAUUGCGUGAUCAGGAUCUAUCAAUAUCGCGAAACUUAUCGUUUAUAUAAUCGGAUCUUCGUUAUAGGAGUUAAAAGUUCCAUACAAGCAUACUGUAACAAACGACAAACAAACGUUUUGCACGUCUGCUUUAUUUAUAUUGUAUAUUUGCUUGCCCCUUUGCAUUCGCGUUCUCAAAUUUGUAUCUGAGAAAAAAUGUUUUCGAAGUUUGCUCCUUUCCAGCGAAUAUUCCUCCAAGGAAAUUUCUUAUUGGCACAAUUUUUAGGUACGACCGUUAAAAGAAUUAUGGCCAUAUGUUUAUAAAUAAAUUAAGGAGUUUCCAAAUUCUAUUCUAAAUCUUGUUGUUUCAGACAUGCAAAAAACGGUUUCUAAGGCGACUUCAAUUUGACAAUAUAAAUUUUAUAAAAUUUUAAAACAUUGAAACGCUUAUCCUCGUACUAAUUUGUAAAUGCAAAAAUUUACAGCCCUUUUUGCACUGCGUUAAACAAAUACCAAUUCUGAAUGUUUCGCUUUAACAUUUUCCAAUUGAUGUAGCCUCUAAAGAAUUUAAAUGCUAUUUAAAAUUCUGAAUCCAGAUAUCAUUUUCACCUGUUUAAAAGUAAAAUUUGUUUUUCAAUGUUAACAUUGAUUCAACGAUUUAGACAUUUACAAGAUUUUACGUACGUAGGGAUAAUAAUUUAAUUCUUUAUACAAAACUUAGAAAAGUUAGAGAAAUAUCUUUUAAUUUUAAUAAUUUUAAAAUUAUUUUGGGAAUUGUCACUUAUCGAAUAAAAAAACGUACGUUAGCUGUGGUCGUACCUGAAAAGAUCUCUGAGAUCAAGUAGCCUUCGCAAUUGCAUCGAGACCUACAUCCAAUGUGGCUUUUAGGAUUACUUUGCUAACAAAGUUUUGAAACUGUACGCAACCCUAUCGGAACCACCUUGCCUACAAGCUAUAGUUGUGUACAGGCGAUCACUUUUAGGGACAAUCCGAUUUUAGUGGAUUUUAGGAGUUAACUUUGGCGCAGAUUACUUUGGUUUUACGUGCGACGUGUUUUCCUUUUGCCAUUUUCUACGGAGGUACGUGCGACAACUAGUUUCGAUGUAUAUGUGCAAUUGUUAAAAUAGCGCCGGGUCUACAGAAAAACUCGGAUGCUGGCAAAAAAUACAGGAUAAUACAGUAGUUUCCAACGUUGAUGUUUGUGAUGUAGGAUGCUUCGAGACUGCGAAGAAACGGGCGAAUUAAUAAGUAAUAAAUCUGUUAUCUCAUCAGAGCGCGCCCCUCCCAACAGGGGCGAAACAUUUCAAGAUAGUUCGUAGGAGGCAAGCGAUACCCACGUAGGGAUGGGCAUUAAUCAGUUCUACCGAUUAUCACGGACAAUCGGUCACGUUAAUCGUGAAGUACGUUUUACGAAACAUGCGAAGAUUCAACAAGCUUUAAAAAAAAAAAGAUCAAAUUUGAAUUACAAUCAAGUAAAGCACAAAAUCAUGAUAAGAUCAAGAUGACAUCACGUACAAGUUAUUUUAAGAAAAAUCACUAUAAUUUUGUGAUGAUUUCUUAAUAUGACAAUAACUUGAAAGUGAUUUUUUGAAAAUCAAUACAAAACGUCAUUAAAAGUGAAUCGAGUGAGAUCGUAAUAAUUUUUUCUAAAGUAACUUCUACUUGAUCUUACUAUGAUUUUGUGUUUUAUCUGGAAAAUGCUUGAAAGUCGAAUAAGAUAAAUGAAAACAAUAACUAAAUGUUCAUAUCUUUCGCGCAAAUAUUUUGUAUUCACGAGUUUUAGAAUUACGUACAGUUCAAACAGUAGUUGAGCAGCAACUAAACACACGUUUGGUAUGUAUAUAUGUACAUACUACAUACCACUAAAUUCAUCCAACAAAUUAACUUUGAUCGUUUCUGAGUUGUUAUUCAACUAUUGACUCUGCCGUAAUUCAUUCGGAGUACGUGGAGUUUGAAGAGUUAUUUCUGCACGUCAGUCAUUGGCGCGUAAGACGAACUAACUGAGAAAAAUAAUCUGUCAACAACUGAUUAAGCAGAAGAAAUUAGAAAGAAAUUAGUUUGUCGAUACAAGAUCCAUCGAUUUUGCCCGUCCCUACCUUCCUCCUUGUUAGUUACGCUUUUGGCUAGCGUUGCUCGCGAUUACCCGGGUAACUCACACGAAUCUCCCAUUCGCGCGACUCCCGAUUAUUAUUACUAAAAAGCCCGGUUAAGGGAGAGAUAUUUUUGACGGCACUUUUGUAUUGAUAAAAUCAGGGCGAUUCCUUGGAAAUAUUCACGCGCAUUCCGAAGCGCGAUCGGUGUACCUCAUACAUCGGGGGGAGGGGGGGAGAAAGGAAAUGAUGUUACGUUAUAUCUGAUAGUCUGCUGUUGUUAACAAUAAUAUAGAAACAUGAGUCAAAUUCACGCGCGAAUUUGCUCAGUACACUCGGAGAGUGUGCGCCGUUAUAAUGUAAAAAAAAAAGAAAAAAAGAGAAAAAAAAGAAAAAGAGGAAAGGACAAACCAUGUUGUGUUUAAACCAAGUUUAGUGUUGAGCAUCGCUCGCUAUGUCCGGGAAGUUUGUCGCGCGGAAAGUAUUCGUCCUUAGCGCGGCUUAAGGCAGAGAAGAGCCAACCGAGCGAAAUUGCCGCUCGUCGGGAUGAACGUUAUUAAGUGGUCAGUAUAACGGCGAGGAUUUAACUAGCUUUUUUUGGAAAAGAACGGGUAGACGAAGAAGACUCAAUUUAGUCCGCUAUGUGACGUUUCUGGGUUUUUUUUGGGGGGGGGGUUUCCACUUUUAAUGGUUUCAAAAGAUCAAUUUUUUGCCGAUUUUUAUUUUCACAUGUGUGUAUCUUUGUAAAAAGAUUUUUUUAAAUUUGUAAUAUUAACGAAUAUAAGUAAAAUUAAAAUUUUAAACGCAUUUUCUCGAAACCAUGUUUCUCGACCUUGUGGAAGUGAUGAUUAGAAAACUAAUUGCAAUAGUUUCUUGAUCUCUUUAUCCUCUUGGUCAUAGCACUUAUGCGUAUGGCAUGAACUCCAAUUAAGUUUUUACAACAAAAAAUUCAAUUUCUUGUAAAUGAAAAAAUAACAGACUUUUUUCACUAAAAUUAAUUUUUCUUUUAAUUUAAAUGCUAUCAUUUUUAUAAAUUUGUCUUUAUUUGUCGCAAUUGACGUCGUUUUAGUUCUUACUAUGACAAUUACUCAUAUAAUUAAUAGAAAUCAAAGUAAUUUUGAUUUUGGAUAAUUUGCAAAAGCUGAAUCACUUCCACAAUGGAGGCGUAUUUUUUCGAUAGCUCUUAAUUGUUAUUUUGAGGUAUAAUACAUUUUUUUACAAUACAAAACAUUUUUUUUUGCUAUUCAAGUGAUAAUUUCAGACAACAAUCCACAUCUUUUUAUGUAUAACGGAUUUUCUUUAAAAGAAAUUCAUGUAGGCUAAUUUUACGGCCGAUAAAGGUAAAAGGUUUCUUAAUUGUAUUCGUUCUUUUGGUUUUUUACUUUCCGCGAGUUCUGGUCGCGCGAUGACGCCGGCUAAUGCUGACUCUUACAGGUAUUUAGUAGAGCAUUGGCCAAUUAGAGUGCUAUCAACAGUGCUUUUAACAUUUAAAAUAAGUAAUUAAUUGGUCGGCAUUAAGAUUCCGUAAGGGUGGAUUGCACUCAUAAAAUCGCAAACUUACAUAUCGCAGUCGACGACGCCGACGUAGUGCGACGAAGGCUCUCCCCUCGAGUAGCUUCCCGUGCAUGAGCGAUGCUUUAGUGACGUUCCCUCGCAUAUGAACGAUCGCUGGGAUACCGCGGAUAGCAGGAUAGCGCAUCGAGAGCCGACAGCACGUUUCUUUCUUGUGUGUAUAUUUGACAUGAUGAAAUGGAGAGAAAGUGAAUGAGAGAGAAAGAGAGAGAGAGAGAGAGAGAGAGAGAAAGAGAUAUAAAGAAAAGUAUCGUUAUUAAAGAAUUUACCUGUUUACCUCCCACCCCGCUCCCCCACCUCAUCGUACCCCCAUUUCCCGCACCUUCCUUUUGCAAUCGCGACAGAUAUAUCCCGGAAAUAUUUUUACAUUUUAAGCGUUACAUUUGGAUCGAAGGUGUUGCCGAUUUUUCGUAAUUACAAUAGUCUUCUACCGCGCACGCGGAAGAGAGGGGAUACCGUAGAGAUUAGCGAAACACGGAGCGAGUAUAAAAUAGUCUAUUAUAUAUACGUAUAUAUGUAUGUGUAUAUACAUGCAUGUAUCCAUGUACAUAUACAUGUAUAUGUACACGCAACAUUGUGAGUAAAUGGUUAUACUGAUAUAUUAUUAUGCGGAAGUAUCGAGUAGCACAAGGAUUAGAUUAAUAUUUGUAUGUCGUAGCCUGUAUACAUUGUAUAUAAGAUACAAGAGUGUUUCCCGGUUUACGUAUCACGUUAAAAUGAUGGUAUAUAAGCAUGGAUACUUCGAAGUUCGUUAUCGUAAGAAUUUAGCAGAACGCCCCUUUCCCCUUUCUCCCUUUUGCUGUUUAACACCGUCAAAUACAGUAGGAUCGUUUCUAGCGUUUCCGCGUAUUACAGGGUGUUAAAAAAAAGCGUAAAAGAUACGAUCCUCUAUCUCCUCAAUCGCUCUACCUCCUCAAUCGCUAUCGAGUUCGCUACAUGCACUUCAAAGUUGUUCCCUUCACACCCCUUUUGUUAUGCUUAUAGAUAGAUUUUUCACAAUGAUGACAAAAUGUAUCAACUCGCCAUCUUUCACGUUGCUCACUUCUUCUGUUCUUGAAUUUGGUUAUAGUUAAUCCGACUUUUUUAUUUCAUCGCAAGCAUAAUAAAUGUGAUUAAAGGGAUAUUAUACACUUAAACGGGGUCUAACUUUGUAAAUUUUUUGCAGGAAGAUGGAAAGAAAUGAAAAAAUGUUUAUUUAAUUGUAAACAUCAUGCCUUUCUCUCUAUUCAGUAUUUAAAAUUUAUUUAAAAAGUUAUAUAAAAUGGAGUAGUUCUUAAACAUUUUCUCAAAUCAGGCUUUUAGAAACGGUGUGUUCAUGACCACUGCUGCUUUUGCAGGACUCAUAAAAAAAAUGAAAUAAACUUUAUAAAGUUGAAACUUGGAGCUAGUGCUUGACGUCGUUUUCCAAAAUAUUGCGUUCAAGCGUAAGGGCAGCUGAUUAGCGAUUUUCUACUUAUAAAUUAUUUCGCUCGUUUUUUGGCUGUGAUAAAAAACUAGCAUUAUAAAAUAAUUCUACGUCAAGCAUUAGUUUUUAGUGUCUUGAAAAAGUGUGCGAAAUAGCAGAUCGAUUGGUCGAGGCAAGAUACUAUAUAAUCGUCACCCGUUUUUAAAAUUUGAUUACUACGGCCGUAUUCAGCAGACACAACAGUUUAAUACCCUUUCUAGAUUUUCCAUUGAAUUUCAACGUUGAUUUAUUGCUUCUAAAAGUAAGAACUAAUCACGCGCAAUUGUUACUAAGCGAUGCGUUCUGCUGAAUGCGUCUAAUGGAAUUACAAUGGAAUAAACACGACUUCUGUCUGACCCUUUUCGUUUCUCCACGCAAAAAUCGCAAAGCCAGAUCGCGUUUUGAUCCGCUUAGGUGUACACCUUUAAUUAAAGCGCUUUUGUUUGCCCCUAAGAACAGCGAUUUUUUUGGCCAUUUCACGAACGAUCAUAAUACCUGAAGAUAUAAUAAGGUGCCAAAAGAAUAACACGUAAGAUCACUCUUCAAUCACGUCAUGCAUGUAUGCUUUGACAAAGGAAAAGAGAUAAUUAUGUUUAACGUGCGAUUCGAUUAAGGGAAUAAGAUACAUUUGCAUUUCGAUCUUUUGUACACCAUGUACCACCGAUGUAUAGAGUAGAAUAACGAUUUGCACGUAGCGAGGCGACGACAAAUCGACGUUCUUCAAAUAAAUUUGCAUUCCCGCUUGAGUUUUUUUCCGCACUGUUCUCCGUUCAAUUUUUCUUCUUUUUACGGAUAUAUACAUGUAUGUGUAUUUUUUGCACUAUAUGUAUAAUAAACUCAAAAUGCGGACGUGGAUAGAUAAAAAUUUGCCUAAUCUUUCUAUAUACUGGAAUCUAUCAUUCAAUAAACUACAGCCAGUCUCGCUCGUUAAAUUUGGCUGUAUAUUUUUUUUACUUCGAUUAAUUUUUUUAUGGAAGAUAAUCAAUUUAUUGUUAGUUGCAUUUCUUGUUUAAUCAGUUUUGCAUCGAUUCGUCAUUCGCGUGACUACCUCUCACGCAAGUGAAACACAUUUCGUCGCGUCAACAAUUAUUUUGAGUGAACGUGGUUUUGAACGCAAAGAGCGUCCGACUUAUAAUUUAGUUUUGGUGGAAACGCAGCCACCAUAUUCAUUUGAGAAAUCACAAAGAACUUCUUAACGCAAAAAUUCCAGUCCUACUCUCUACAUCUUCCAAUUUGGUAUUUUUCGUUUCAGGAGGACUAUAACUGAAUCUGUUUCCGCGACGAUUUAUUCGCAAUUUUUCCAUCGUCCUCUUCAACGUCUAGAUAAUCUGUCACACUUAUUUCCUUUCUCAUCUUUUGACCUUUACAUUACCAUGGUUUUAACGUUUGUUAUAGACUGGGUUGAACGUGUAAUAUUUAAGUAUUUAGUGUAAAGCGAAAUGUGUGUGUUAGACAUACUAAUCCGUAUCGUGAUACAUAUAUGUCGAAGCGUAGUCAUAGUAUACAACAUAGUUGACGAUAAGUUGAAAGGGUUAUGGAUAAACGUGCGAGGCGAUUGCGGCGGAUAUACCAGAGAACGUUCGAUGUUCGACCUUAUGUUUGCGCAGGCUUGCAAAAUAUAUUAAUUCUAAGUACUUUAGGGUGACGGAGGCGGGAAGAAGAAUCGGGAGUACCACUAGCGAAUAGUGUAUGCGAUAGUACGAAGUGGAAAGUGACGUGGGCCUUAUAUCAUGGAUUACCUCAAUUGUAAGCAGCUUAAAAAAUGCAAUUUCUUGCACGUGAUGAUGUCAAAACUGAUGAUUUCAAACGAAGAAAUGUACCGUGAUUCGUACUAGAUACUAAUAAAGAAGUCAUUUUACCUUCCGAUAGUGGUUCGCUGUUGCACGACAUUCCUUCUGAAUGGUGUGCAUACGUAUAUUGUGCUAUCGAGCCCGGUAAUCAGGGACUCGUCUUCAAUUCUGUGCAUUCGGUCAAUUUUUAUACUUGCUCCGAUAUCAUCCGAGUGAAUGCAAAAGAAGCAAAGACGUGAGCUCGAUGAAAACCGAAUUUUUCCUUCGGAUCUUUCUCCCUUGGUAAAACAUUCAAGAAAGUUUAUUAUGUAUGCAAUUUCUUUUUUUUUUCAUAUUUUCGACAUUUAUAUUUAAUUUAGACAAACAACAAAAAGUAUUAUUUUAUUCCUAAUCGAUAUGAAAACUUGUGGAAGACCAUAGUUUUUUUUGUUGCACCUCUUGAAGUUUCCUUUGCGAGAAAUUUUUCGGAUAAUGUUGGAGCAAAAUGAGGCUAGUAAAUUGAGAAACAUGCAUACCAUUUUAUACUGAGAUAAAUCUUCCUGUAAAUCAAGCAAGCAAAAUUUAAUUUCUGUUACGAAAUGAAUUGUUAGAACAGUUUAUUGAUUAUUGAGCCAAAAGUGUUAAAUGUUAUUUGACGAAGGACACAUUUUGGAAUGAUUGCCUAAGUAAAACUGCUAAGUAGUCAUUUGGAGUGACGGCGGAGAGAAGUGUUUGUCCACAUUAAUUAUACCUUGAUAAUUAAACUUUUUACAGCCAUUUUAUUGAUCGUUUUUGUAAAUUUUCUGUUUUAUGUGCCUAUCAAAUUCUAAAUGUAAAAUAUUCUAAUAUACUAGUGAAUUUUUAGUUUCUUUUAAUUUUUUUAAAGCUUCUCUUUGAAACAUAAAUAGAAAUAUCAUUACGUUAGCCAUGAAUGUUAAAUCAACAUAAUAUAAAUCAAGUAUUUUGCUCAAGUUAAAUUUUAGUGGACAAUAUAAAUUAUUUUUCCAAUCUUAUCUUCGACAAUGAAUUUUUUAUUAUUCUCUGAAAUAUCGAUAGAAUAAUAAAUUGAAUGUUCUCGAUAUGUCUACUCGCAUUUUGGAAUAUUAUUAAUUAACAGGUGAGAAUAAGUUUGUCAAUCUUGAGAAUUAGCCUGAAGUUGCACACAUUUUUUGUUAUUGUUGUCUCACGACAGACAACGAUCAGUGAUAGUAUGUUAAUGUUAUUUUAAGAAAUAUAUGUGGAUCAACACUACUUAUUCGUAGCACAUUUUUAUUCUCUGUCAAAUAGCACGCUCUGCGACAGUGAACCAGCAACAUAUCUCUGCAUACGUGUAUGUACAUAUAUAUAAAUAUAUAUACAUAUAUAUCAUAAGUGUUAAGUCAAUGCACAAUUAUGUAGGCACAUCAGCGAGCGCCGAUGGAUGCAAUCAAUUUUUCGUGUAUGAAUCAUAAGCUUAUCAAAACGUCGGAAAGGUGGUUUUAGCAGGAUCAAUCCGGAGAUUCGAUAUUGUAAUUAAUAGCUUCCGAUCCGUCUGUGUUGCUUAAAAAAAAAAAACGUGUAAUACGAGUAGCCAGAGCGCCGCAGAGGAAACAGAACGCAUCCAAAUGAAUUGUUUGAUGGAAAGAGAGAGCAGAUAUAAAGAUUUUAUUCUUGAAAUCCGAGUCGCGUUUUAUGUACAUCCUCCUGAGACCUGACGCUACAUUUUUAGUAAUAUGCAUGUUAAUAUCAUUUUGGUAUUAUAUAGUUUAGGAUCCCAAGAAGUAGUGAUGAUUUAGCGUAAGUUGUAGCUUAUUUAUUUUUACAGCAUAUAAUACGCAUUUUACUUUUCUUAUAAGAAUUACGCCAAAAUGCAUAUAUCAUCCCAAUAUUCACAUACGUUACGUGGUAUAAAUAUAAAUAUUUGAGCAACAAAAAUCGAAUUAUUAUAUACAUUUUUUAAAUGUACUUUAUCACAUAUUAUUAUAUGCUUUUAUCCACGAAAAAUAAAGAGGAAGAAAAAGAGAGAGAGAGAGAGAGAGAGAGAGAGAGAGAGAGAGAGAGGAAAAAAUAGAAAAGUGGCAUAAAAGAUGGAAUGAUAAACAGAAUACUUAUAUAAUACUUGUAAAUUCCACGAUUUCUAACCUGUCAAUUGCAAAAGUUGCGUUUACAUUUAUUGCUACCUAUCUGUCAUCCUUGCUAAGAAAAAUGUGGCAGUUUCAUAAUGCAAACCGUUUAAAUUUUUAUACAGCCGGAACGUAAGAAAUAAAUUGUUUAUUAAACGUGAAAAGAAAUAAAAAUGUAAUGUACAAGUAUGCUGAGUCUCGGGAGGAUAUUUUAAAUCCGAAUUCAUUUUAUGACUGGAUACAUAAUUGAUUUUGGCUGUUUUUUCCCCUUACUGCUACCUAAAACCGCGCAAAACGUGUCAGCGCGAUAACAUUAUUACUGAAGGUAACUUGAACACACGAUAUUAAGAAACAAAUUGUAUAUCCCUACAAUAAAGACCUAAGCCUUUACCUGUA